AUGAAGGGAUUUUCAAUCUUAACAGCAGGUCUCUUGACUCUGUCGAGCCAAGUAUCAGGACAUUAUAUCUUCCAGCAGCUCACCGCCAACAAUGUCAAAAACCCGACAUUCACAUACAUUCGAAAGAACACCAACUACAACUCGCCCGUAACUGCAAGCAAUGACCUUCGUUGUAAUGUAGGAGGAGCGACUGGAGGCUCAACUGGCACUGUUUCUCUUGCAGCAGGAUCAGCAGUAUCCUUCACAACCGACACAGCAGUGUACCAUCAAGGACCCAUCUCAGUAUACAUGGCCAAAGCACCGGGCGCCGCUGCCGACUUCGACGGUUCCGGAAACGUGUGGUUCAAAAUCCUUGAUAUCGGUCCAAAGUUCCCAGGAGGAACUUGGGAUUUGAAACAAACAUACACAUUCAACCUCCCAAAAUGUGUCCCAAGCGGAGAUUACCUCGUUCGAAUCCAAUCUCUUGCGAUCCAUAACCCAUACCCAGGCGGAACCCCACAAUUCUACAUCUCUUGCGCGCAGGUGACGAUUACUGGCGGUGGAAGCACGGAUUUGGGACCCAAGGUUGCUAUUCCUGGGGCUUUCAAGAAGACGGAUCCGGGUUAUACUGCGAAUAUUUAUAGCGGGUUCACCAGUUAUACCGUCCCAGGCCCACCAGUUGCGUCGUGCUAG
This is a messenger RNA of Glarea lozoyensis ATCC 20868, 672 nucleotides long. RefSeq lists its product as uncharacterized. Bases 1 to 672 code for a protein of 223 amino acids. The record is from RefSeq and is a predicted model, not a curated record. Lineage: Eukaryota; Fungi; Ascomycota; Leotiomycetes; Helotiales; Helotiaceae. The transcript is spliced from 5 exons.